AGUAAGCUCGCGACUGCGGGCGAGACGCACGCCCGCCGAUACACAGAGCCGGUUGCUAUGCCCGCGAACAGGUCCGCGGUAUGGCCAGCGGCCUAACCGCGACAUGUUGAAGCAUGCUCAGCGGCCGCCGGCGGCGAACGAUGCCGACCAACGCUAUCAGAACAUGCCUCGGCGGCCGCACCAUCAUUUACCCCUCAACGUGUCCACCUUGGAUUCCUCCAAGCAUUCCGUCGGAGGCACCUCGGCGAGCGUCAGCCCGGGCGGGCAUCCGAAUCCUAGCGUGCCCGUCCUAUCUCCCGUUCCUGUCGCGUCUCCACCAAAGAUAGCCAAUGGAAACGUGAAUGGAGCAAGGACUUCGACGAACGGGAAAUCGAGGAGCAUCAGAGCGGCGACCGAGGAAGCGCUCACUUCCUUGGCACUCCUCUGCCUCGUCAGUCUCCUGUUAGCUUUACUGGCGCUGCUGUUCCUUCUGAAGAUAUCCGCGCCGGCCACGAGUGCUCCCGAAGAGUUCGCGGUUGUGUACGAAGUGACGUUAGCUCUGUGUGCGUUGACGCUCUCUCUGAACCUGUGCUGUCUUCUCGUGUGUGCUAUUCAGUUCCUGUUCGCAGUGAAGCUGGUGCACUCCCCAUCGGCCCCCAACGGACGGUCAAACAAAUAUCUGCAGAAAUCGGCGAUAACGAGAGUAUGCGCUGUAGGAGGAUUCUUUAUAUCAAUACCUGUGUUUUUAACAGGGAUAAUCCUAUACACAUUCAUCCAGUUCCACUCCACGCCUGCAAUAGUGACGUCGGUGUUCAUCGGAGUCGGCAUCAUUUUCUGCGGCUGCGCGAUGGUACACAACGUCUUCGUGUGGCAGAAGGAGAAGACUAACCUAGUCAAGGCGUUUCGUACAGACAUGAACACGUCUCAGAAUCAGACGUCCAACGGGAUCGUGAUGAAUGGCCACCUGAACAAUAGCGGCGCUGGCAACUUGAGCUUCCACAGGCAAGCGCCUUAUUCGCAUCCCAUCACGCUGCUGCAGCAGGGACCCUAUAUUAUUAGACCACCGACGAGCACGCCUCCAGGAGAAGGUGCAGUGACGCCCGGCGUGCCGGCCGCCACCAUCGACCUCAGUCACGAUGCACACGAACUCAGCACGCUUGUCUGAAGCCUUCUGGAUAUAGGCCUAAGCUUCCGAGUUCCGACUAACGUACGACAAAGGAACAGCGUCCAUAUAGUUGGGCUUUAAAACGUUGAUGUUUUUACUUAAGCCAAGACACACACGAACUUAGAACUCUCGUCUGAAGCCUUCUGGACAUAGGCAAUACAUGUACCGACGAAGGAGUGGGCUUUGAAACGUUGCUUUCUUCCUUCACACGACACACACGAAUUUAGCACUAUCAUCUGAGCCUUAUGAGACGUAGGCUGAAGCUAGCAUCAGUAUCAUCUACCGACGACGGCGACGUACGAGGAAGGUAAAGAGUCAAGCGUUCGAUCUAUGCCCCGACACGACAGAAACGAACUAGUGGAGACUCAACUAGACUGAGAACUUCUGGACUCAGCACUUGAGCUUAACUACCGACGACGUACGAUGAAGGCACAAUGUCUGACGUCGUGCGAACUUUGCCCCGACACGACAGAAACGAACUAGUGGAGACUCAACUAGACUGAGAACUUCUGGACUCAGCACUUGAGCUUAACUACCGACGACGUACGAUGAAGGCACAGCGUCUGACGUCGUGCGAUCUUUGCCCCGACACGACAGAAACGAACUAGUGGAGACUCAACUAGACUGAGAACUUCUGGACUCAGCACUUGAGCUUAACUACCGACGACGUACGAUGAAGGCACAGCGUCUGACGUCGUGCGAUCUUUGCCCCGACACGACAGAAAUGAAUAGUGGAUUCUCAAUUAGACUGAACACUUCUGGACUCAGCAAUUGAGCUUAACUACCGACGACGUACGACGAAGGCAGAGCGUGAGGACCUCAUGCGAUCUAUGCCCUGAUACGAAUACUAGUAGAGACUCAACUAUAGACGGAGAAAUUUCUGGACUCGGCACUAGAGCUUAACUACCGAUGACGACGUACCAAGGCACAACGUGAAGACCUCGAAACGAACAAUGGAGACUCAAGUGUACUGACAACAUGAGGUGGCAAUACGCAGCGACACCAUUGUCCAGGACGUUAUGAAUGUUAUGAUCAACCUCUACGAUAUCUACGAUAUAGGAGAAGAAGUAACCAAACCAUCUUUGACAGUAACAUCGGGCAGUGUCCGAGAUCAAAGCAAGGUGUUUGUUUACACUAUGUCCUUGUUCACUGACUUCCUUCAAUGGCAAACUGUAAACUGGGUAAAAACUGUAAAAAGACUCGAACUGUCCUACUGUUAGUUUAGUUCAGACAGUCAGCAUCAACAGUUACAAAUAGUCUAACGGUACCUAAUCAAGUAUCAGAUCUGAACACGCUUAAGUUGCCACAAUCUCAUCCUGACUAUACACUUGAUGUUAAAAUAUGUGUAUACUUUUCACCUUAUUAUAAUGAAAUAAGUUGCAAAAGUGUAAACAUUAUUUACGAGAAUGUGCAAUGAAAAUUUUGUUACUUACUAUAUUCAAUUAGAUUAGAGUCAAGGCCGUGCGAAGUUUUUACGCAAUAACAAAGAUUAAGACAAGUUAUGCGCAAAAAAUACGCACAAAUAAAUACACGAAUAGCCGGGUCUACACAGAGUGAGCAUACGCGCGAGGCAAUUUCUUCGCGCACAAAACGGACAGUGUAGACGUGCCUCGGCCGAGGCAAAAAAUUGCCUCGCUCGUAUGAUCGCUCUGUGUGGACUCGGCUAUUCGCGUAUACUUAAUACCUUCCAUAACCGACUAAAAUUGAAAUGUAGAAAUCCUAUAUGUAUAGAAAGGAGCCUCUUAGACAACUACGAGUACCUAUAUCGACUUAACACAUUCACUGACAACGGUUUCGUAGCGCUUCGCUCGUAGCCGAUCCGAGCAUUUUUCCGCUUUGUAAAGGAAAGCGACUACGUUCCCGGCACUCAAUGUGUUAAGCACCUUGACCAGAGUUCCAUUCUGGAAAAGUAAACAUAAUAAUUUGUAUAUUUAUGGUAGUUGUAAAUAUUUCAUCACAAUAUUAUGUGAUUUGCCAUGUUUUGAGCUUUCAACUAUUGUUUGCUUUGAAUGACUGAGAUGAGAAUUGAAUUUUUGUGUGUUAGGAUUGAGAUUAUUAAUAAUAUAUUAAAUUAAUGUUAAGAUA
Messenger RNA from Cydia strobilella, 3229 nucleotides. RefSeq lists its product as uncharacterized. The transcript has 5 exons. The record is from RefSeq and is a predicted model, not a curated record. Lineage: Eukaryota; Metazoa; Arthropoda; Insecta; Lepidoptera; Tortricidae. Bases 104 to 1144 code for a protein of 346 amino acids.